Messenger RNA from Ylistrum balloti, 840 nucleotides. Its product is annotated as CD63 antigen-like. Gene Ontology annotation, cellular component: membrane. Bases 1 to 819 code for a protein of 272 amino acids. NCBI's taxonomy places the organism in Eukaryota, Metazoa, Mollusca, Bivalvia, Pectinida, Pectinidae. The transcript is spliced from 7 exons. The record is from RefSeq and is a predicted model, not a curated record.
AUGUGUUGCUGCACGGAGACGAUCUCGAAGAUUAUCGUUAUAGGAACCAACAUCAUAUUUUUGAUAAUUGGUAUAGCUCUUAUCAUACCUGGGAUACUAAUGCUGACAGAUAUCGACUUGCUAAGCGAAAACAUCAAGCCACUUUUAGAACAAAUAUCCUUUAACGGUGUCAAUCUGGGUAAUAUCUCUGGCAACCUACCGAUUGUCUUCAUCUUCUUUGGCGUGGCUAUACUGUUCAUAGCCACAUUGGGACUGAUCGGAGCCUGCUGCAAAAUCAAGACGUUGCUUGUGAUUUACGCCAUCAUAGUUAUCAUACUAACAGUUGCAGAGGUCGUCAUUCUGGUGUUCUUCUUCGUGCUGAGAUCUCAUCUGGAUAGCACGAUAAAGAAUGAGUUCGCCAGUCAGCUUACGAGCAAAUACACACAAGACCUGCUGGAUAAGAGCGACACAGUCUCUUCGUCAUUCAAUUACAUGUUCAUGGAAGCAGAAUGUUGUGGUGUUAAUGCAGUUACUUCGACCACAAACGACUUUGAUAACAGUCCUUGGCGAAGUGGAGCUGGUUCAGGCAAGAAGAUACCAAAAGGAUGCUGUAAAGGUGUAACGGAGGCUACGUACACCACCUAUUCCAACCCCGCCUGCACUGACACCGCCACAAGUGGCACCUACUGGCCCUCUGGGUGUUACGAUGUAAUCAUGUCUACCUUUGGAACCAUUCUCAACUCGAUGGGUUACAUUUGUUUGGUUGCUGUACUGAUACAGAUUUGCAUCAUUGUAUUUACGUUCCUCCUGUGCUGUAGCUACAUGACUAGUGUUGUCUAGUGUAAACAAAGGGACUUAUGG